UAAUAAAAUAAGAGCAAUCAAGAAUUAUUUUAGUAAAGUAAAAAGUGAUCAAGAAUUUAAAGAAAUAUUCCCAAAAAGUAACCAAUAAUCAAGGAAUCUACACAAAUAACAAUAAAUGUUACAACAACUAAGUUAAUAUUCAAAAGAAUAUAAUGAUAAACCCAAAUAAAAUAAAAAAUCAACCAAAGACCCACAGCUGAUAAUGAACUCCCUGUGAGAUUCGGUCCUAAGAAUAAUACAAAUUACUUAAAAUAUUAAAAAUUUAAACAAAUACCAACCUCAAGUGUCACCUGGCUUAAUGGCCAUUCUGCAGAAUCGCCACCAAAGCCUAAACCCCAGCCAAGUCCACGCACAGACCAUACCAUACCAUACUUGGUGCCAACCCAGGGCAGCGGUUAAUGCCAUGCACCAGGAUGUCCGGCGAAAGAGCAUCGGAUGUGGAGAGAGCGCAGCCCAACUGGAAGCGAAGGAGAAGAAAGCGGAGACGCCAGGAGGCAAAUCUCCGGGCAGGCGACGAAGGAGAAGGCGAUGCAGCAGCAGCUCCACCAGCGACACAAGUGAUUCCUACUCGGAUUCAUCCACAGACUCGGAUACCAGUUCCUCCGAUACUUCCUCCGCCUCCUCCUCCUCCGCCGCCAGCAAAAGCAGUACACCCUUUCCACCCGCCCUAAACUUGCCAGAGUCCCUGCCUCUGGCUACCAUCGCCAGCUCCCCCGCUCACCAACCAGAAGAGGCUCCACCACCUAGAAGGGACUCCUUGGACUCGAAUCGAAGCGUAACGCCCGUCGAAGUGCCCGUGGAUCCACAUGCCUGGACUGCAGAGGACAUCUCCAGCUGGGUCCGUUGGACAACGCGUAAAUUCAAAUUGGAUCCGGAGCCGGACAUCACCAGGUUCCCGAAGGAAGGCCAGGAGCUGUGCGAGCUAACCCGUGCGGAUUUCUGGGUCUGUGCCGGAUCAAGGCGUGGUGGGAUGCUCCUGUCUAAGCACUUUGCGCUGAGCCUGUACCAUGCCACUGGAAGAGAGACGAGUCCCAUGUUGAAUGACAACGAGCCAAAUCCAUAUCAGCUGCUGAACGCUGCCUCGCACCGAUUGGUCGCCCAGGGCUCCGGGGGCCAGAUCCAGCUAUGGCAGUUUCUGUUGGAGCUGCUCGCCGAUUCGUCCAAUGCCGCCUGCAUCAGCUGGGAGGGCCAAUCGGGCGAGUUCCGGCUCAUCGACCCCGACGAGGUGGCCAAGCGAUGGGGCGAGCGCAAGGCCAAGCCCAACAUGAACUAUGACAAGCUGAGCCGGGCUCUCAGAUACUACUACGACAAGAAUAUCAUGACCAAGGUGCAUGGCAAGCGGUACGCGUACAAAUUCGACUUCCACGGCUUGAUGGCCGCCUGCCAGGCCCAGGCGCAGGGCGGAGAUCCGGCCGCCAGUAUGCUAGGUUCCUACAAUCACCACGGCGGUGGGGGCGGAGGAAUGCAGGUGGUCCGCCAUCCACCGCCGCCGCCGCCGCUGCACCAUCCGCACCACCAUCACCCGCAUCAUCACCAGCACUCGCAUCCACAUCAUCAGCUGGGGCAGCCUCACUUCCUGCAUCCGCUGGAACACACCUCGCCCGCCUCCACUAGCUCCAGCCUGGGCUUUCCCUCGCCCUCGACGGCCUCCUCUCAGCUCUCGCCUGGCCAGGCGCCACCCACCAACGCCUCGUCCGCCUCAACAUCGAAUUUCCCAGCUCCAUUCCCAGGCGGGACAGCAGGAGCUGGAGACCCUGUCAGGACACAGGACAGCACCACCCCAAAUGCAUUUAAUUGAGCCCGUAGAGCAACCCCAAUUUGUUGCCGAGUUCGUUCAGGGAAGGAGGAGGAGUCGCUGGAGCUGCGCACAGGACCACCCAUUGCGCAGAGAGAGAGCAAGUCUCGGAUGAAGGGUCAGCCGGCCAUUAAAAAAGGUCGUUUCGCAUAAUUCCAGCCACUUUGGGUUAAUUGUGGGGUUAAUAAGUGUGAUAACCUUGGAGCAAUACUCGGAGACGAGCCUCAAUUUGUUAUCCUUCGCCCGUUAUCCUUGGCUUCUUCUAGUUGUAAGAGAUCCUUUAUUUAUUCCAACAAAGGGCUCUCAUCAUUAAGUAAUUUUAAUUUUGCACGUCGAUUAAAGAAUAAAUGAUGCUUAAGGAGUA
Messenger RNA from Drosophila kikkawai, 2159 nucleotides. It is a transcript of the gene Ets21C, whose product is annotated as Ets at 21C. Gene Ontology annotation, molecular function: DNA-binding transcription factor activity, RNA polymerase II-specific; sequence-specific DNA binding. Lineage: Eukaryota; Metazoa; Arthropoda; Insecta; Diptera; Drosophilidae. Gene Ontology annotation, cellular component: nucleus. Gene Ontology annotation, biological process: cell differentiation; regulation of transcription by RNA polymerase II. The record is from RefSeq and is a predicted model, not a curated record.